AUGGAGGGGCUUCUGCCCAGCUCGCUCUACGCCGGCGGCCUCCGGCCCGGCCUGGCGCGUGGCGCCCUCGCGCGGGAAGCCGAGGUCAUAGCUCCAGCUCGCACGGCGACACCGAGGAGGAGCAAGUCCCUUACGCGGUGGGAGACAUUCAAGUUCUACCUUCGGACCUCCGCCAUCGUCCGAGCCUGCCGGUCCUUCCUCGGCCCGGGAAGGAGCAAGCGUGGCCGGGCGGAGAGGACGGGGCAGGUGACGACGCCUGAGAUGAUGGAACUAGAGGCCAACCCUCCGCAGAAGAUCGCGAUCCUCUGCACGGACGAGUGCAACUCCCGCCACCUCAAGGAGAUCGAGAUGCUGAGCCGCGCCCAUGCGGUGAACGGCGAUCACAUUUUCACCUCUGGCUCUGUGGAGGCAAAUGCGGCGGUGAUCAAGGGUGCGCUGCGGGGUGGACAUCCGGAACACCUCACGGUGGUGCUACCGCAAACCGAAGCGCAGCAAGAGCGAAAGCUGCGCCAGCUGAUCCCAACGUGCGUCGAGGCGGGGGCUCACGUCGUCUCCAGCCCUGGGCACAGCUCCCUGCGUUUCGAGGAGGCCGCGCACUUGUGCCACCAGACGGUGCUAGGGAAAGUCGAUCAGCUAGUGGCCUUCUUGCCGCACCCGGAAUCGGAGGACGGCAGCCUAGUCGAUGAGGCCGCUGGGAUGUCGGCGCUGGCAGUGGAGGCCGGCAAGUCUUCACUGCCACCUCCCCAGGCGAUCAAGCAGCUACUGCCGGACCUGAAGCUCUUCUGCAAGGAGGGGCCGGGUCUGGGAAAAGGGCGCUUUCCCGCACGCUGGCUGCCAGCUUAUGGUCCCGGGCCGGGCGGUGUCAUGCCCGUGCUCAACGACGAUGCCGCGAAGGCGGCCAUGCUGACGCCGGCGCAGUCCCUCCAGCUCUUGGGGGUCUUGGACCAUCCGAAGAGCCACUUCCCCUCAGCAGCGCGCCUGCAGGCCAAAGACGCCCGGGUUAUCGCUGCCCUCGGGGUACUUCGACUCAGUGACCCCGCCGUGUCCCUGCAGACCAGGAUCUCUGGCGAGCCCAAGCUCGUGCCCGGCUCGGGCCAAAGAAUUGGUCUGGUGCUGAAGCUGCUCUGGCGCUCUGCGGGCAAAGAGUUUGCCACAGGGCAAGUGGAGGUGUCGCUGCGCAAGUGCGAGGCAAUUGGCCGAGAGUUGUCCCUCCACAGCGGUGAGAAGGCCUCGCGCAUGGAAGCCUUCGCCAUCUGGGGCGACGCCGACCCUGACGACAAGUCGCGCUCGGACCUGCUAGUGGCUGGCGAUCCUGACGACUAUGUCGCAGAGGUUGAGGAGCUCUUCGAGUCGAGGUUUGAGAUGGUCUUCCGAGCUUGCGAGACGCGCCCGGCCAAGGUCUUGCGCCUCCUGCGGCAUCUGGAGAGCGAGAAGGACUUCAACAAGUUCCUGGCACGAGACUUCGCGGGCGUGCUCGAGCAAGAGGAGUUGGAGAGGAGAAAGUCCGAGGCCAAAGCCAGAGUGGCAGAGCAGGCGGCCCAAGCGUCUCGGGCGGCCGACGCCGAAGCCGCAGCACGGCGGGCUGCUGCGGAGGCCGCGGCUGCAGCGCAGCAGACGCAGGCGGAGGCCGCACGCCAGGCGGCCAAGGACGAGGCGGCGCAGGCGGCAGAGCGUGCGCGCCAGGCCGAGGUGGCCGAGUUCCUCGAGGCUGCCAAGGCCGCCAAGGCCCGGCGCGAGGCCAAGGAGGCCGAGGCCAAGGCAGCGGAGGCCAAGGCUCCGACCUUCGUCCCGGCCUCGGUGCAAGCGGUUCCUGCGGACGCGUCAGCACCAGAAGCUUCGGCACCAGCAGCACAAGCAGUUCCUGCAGCGCCAGCUGCAACGCCUGCAAAGGCCAAGGCGAGAGCCACGAUGCAUGGAAUGGUGGUGGCUGCUCGCUUCCCGAUCAAGCCAGCGGUGGCCUUACAUGCCAGAGUCGUCGUUGUUUGA
Symbiodinium natans is the source of this 1986-nucleotide messenger RNA. NCBI's taxonomy places the organism in Eukaryota, Dinophyceae, Suessiales, Symbiodiniaceae. The record is from the annotation of a GenBank genome assembly.